Molecule: messenger RNA, 2385 nt
Organism: Pistacia vera
Lineage: Eukaryota; Viridiplantae; Streptophyta; Magnoliopsida; Sapindales; Anacardiaceae
Product: protein SUPPRESSOR OF QUENCHING 1, chloroplastic-like
Exons: 24
Coding region: 1-2385 (794 amino acids)
Molecular function (GO): protein binding
Source: RefSeq, a predicted model, not a curated record
AUGCUUUUGUUUAUCGUUCACUUCAUUGUAAACAGAGAUGCAUACUUUAUUGGUGUUAAAUUGCAUAUAUCAAUUGGUGAGGAGCCUUCAAGAAGGGCUGGUGUGGAUGUUUUUGCUGAAAUGGGAGUUGAAGUUACAGUGGAGGACUUUGUCCCUUUCAUGGGAACUGGCGUGGCAAACUUCUUAGGGGGUGCAGCUUCUGUUAAAGGAGUGAAGGGAUUUGAUCCUGAGGCGGCCAAAAAGAGGUUCUUUGAGAUAUAUCUGGAGAAGUAUGCAAAACCAAAUUCAGGGAUAGGGUUUCCUGGACCCCUUGAACUGAUUAAUCAGUGCAAAAGCAAAGGCCUAAAAGUUGCUGUUGCAUCUAGUGCUGAUUGCAUCAAGGUUGACGCAAAUUUAGCUGCUGCUGGUUUACCAAUAUCAAUGUUUGAUGCUAUUGUGUCAGCAGAUGCUUUUGAGAAUUUGAAUUUAUUACUUGAAAAGUUGGAUGACUUGAUGGAAAUUGAAAUAAACAUUAGUGUAAGCAGCUGGCAGAUCCCCAAUGAGGUGACAGAAUUGAGAAAGAAGCAGGAUGAUGGCAUUUCAAAAGAUCAUUUAAUGUCAGUGCCAAGUACUAACAUCACGAUUGAAAAAGCAUCUGCUCCAACAACUUUGGGUGCUCCUGCUGUUAACACAGGCGGAUGUGAUGCCACAACUCUGAGAACCUCAGGGGCAGGAUCAUCAUCUGCCCUGGAUUUGAUCAAGAAGAAGCUGCAGGACUCUGGAACUCCUGUUACUUCCUCAGCUGCUCCAGUUGCAUCAGGAACAGAAAUGCUUAAGGAAAGAGGAGUGGCACCAUUCUCAAAAUGGGAGAAGGAACUUCCAAAGAUAGUAUUUGUUCCCCGUUUUAAGGCCAUCCCAAGUCAAUCGGCAAGGAGGGCCUUGUUUGAACACUAUGUUAAGACACGCGCUGAGGAGGAAUGUAAGGAAAAACGAGCAGCUCAGAAGGCUGCAAUAGAGGGAUUCAAGCAGUUACUUGAAGAAGCAUUAGAGACAUUUAGAAAGAAAUGGGGCAGUGAUCCACAGUUUAAGGCGUUAGACCGCAAGGAUCAAGAACUUUUGUUGAAUGAAAGGGUCCUUCCAUUGAAGAGGGUUGUUGAAGAAAAAGCUCAAGCAAUACGUGCUGCUGCUGCCUCUAGUUUCAAGUCUAUGCUUAAAGAAAAAGGGGAUGUAACUAAAGAUAAUGAUCCUCGCUUACUCACAUCUCCUUUGAAGUUUCCCAGUAAGCUGGCGAUUGAUAUCCUUAACAACCGGCUCUUCACUUCGGACAGUAACCAUAACAGAAUAAUAGGUACUAUAUUGACAGGAGGUCUAUCAGUCCAAAUCGGUAGCUCAAGAGAGGAAGGUCUACGUGAUGGAUCCUUCGAGGAGGCCACAGCCACCUUUAAUCGUCCUCAAGGCUUGGCUUACAAUGCGAAGAAAAACAUCCUUUAUGUUGCAGAUACUGAAAACCAUGCUUUAAGGGAGAUUGAUUUUGUUAAUGAAAAGGUGCAAACUCUUGCUGGAAAUGGAACCAAAGGUCUACAGUACCAAGGGGGAGACGAGGGAAGCUCUCAGCUCCUCAAUUCUCCAUGGGAGGUCUGUUUUGAGCCAGUAAAUGAGAAGGUUUGCAUUGCAAUGGCUGGCCGACAUCAGAUCUGGGAACACAAUACACAUGACGGAGUUACUAAAGCUUUUCGUGGCGAUGGUUAUGAAAGGAACUUGAAUGGAUCAAGCUCUACAACCACAUCAUUUGCACAACCGUCCGAAAUUUCAUUAUCUCCUGAUUUCACAGAAAUUUAUGUUGCGGAUAGUGAGAGUAGCUCCAUACGAGCACUCAGUCUAAAAACAGGGGGAUCAAGAUUACUAGUUGGUGGUGAUCCUUUUUUCUCAGACAAUCUGUUCAAGUUUGGAGACCAUGAUGGAACAGGAUCUGAAGUCCUUCUUCAACAUCCACUAGCUGUCUUUUGCGCGAAGGAUGGUCAAAUUUAUUUUGCAGAUAGGUGCAAUCACAAGAUCAAGAAGCUGGAUCCAGCUAGUAAAGGGGUCAGUACCCUAGCAGGGACUGGGAAAGCUGGUUUCAAGGAUGGAACAGCCCUAGCAGCUCAGCUUUCGGAGCCAUCAGAAAUCGUCAAAGCAAAGAACGGUGUCUUCUCUGUUUCAUUAGCCACAAACAGAAAGCUUCUCAUAGCUGAUACAAACAAUAGUGUCAUAAGAUACCUAGACUUGAAAAAGAAAGAGCCUGAACUUCUUACUCUAGAGCUAAAAGGAGUUCAACCUCCCGCACCCAAAUCCAGAUCGCCAAAACGCCUCAGGUGGCGAUCAUCAGCUGACACUGAGACCAUUGUUGUUGAUGGUGGUGUCCAAUGA